GAUUAUAAUAUUAAUUACCUAUCCCUCGCUCUCCGCCACUCCUCUCUUAUGUAUAAGAGGUAGCGCCUCGGCCAUUAUCGAUCAUACCUUCGAGCUUCAAAUUCUGGAUUGAUACCUUCCUUCCUUCCUUCCUUCCUUCAUUCCCUACUUAUAAGCAGGAAUGGUAGUUCCUUCUCCAAUUACUCCAGCACGAACCAAAAAAACGAAGGCCUUUGGAAUUCCUACUGUUGAUCUCUCUCUUGAUAGGUCAAACGUAUCGAAACUGAUCGUAAGAGCAUGUGAAGAAUAUGGAUUCUUCAAAGUUACAAAUCAUGGGGUCAGUAACGGGGUCAUAACCAGAAUGGAGGAGGAAGCUGCUCAUUUUUUCUCAAAACCAGCCACGGAAAAGCACCGAGCUGGACCUGCUAGUCCUUUUGGCUAUGGCUGCAAAAAUAUUGGCUGCAAUGGUGACAUGGGCGAGCUUGAAUAUCUUCUCCUCCACACCAAUCCUCUCUCCGUCUUUGAAAGAUCCAAAACCAUCUCAAAUGACCCUUCAGAAUUCAGCUGCGUGGUGAAUGAUUACAUACAAGCGGUUAAGCAACUCGCAUGUGAGAUUCUUGAUCUAGCGGCUGAGGGCUUGUGGGUCCCGGACAAAUGUGCCUUCAGCAGGCUCAUCAGAGAUGUCCACAGCGAUUCUGUUCUUAGACUUAAUCACUACCCUGCAUUCCAAGACAUCACGGACUGGGACCCAUCACCUAAAACAAUUGGUUUUGGCGAGCACUCCGACCCUCAAAUCUUGACCAUCUUGCGAUCCAACGACGUUGGGGGCCUCCAAAUUUAUUUGCGUGAUGGCUUGUGGGUCCCCGUUCCUCCUGACCCCACCGGAUUCUAUGUGAUCGUGGGGGAUGCCUUCCAGGUUUUAACGAAUGGGAGGUUUGAAAGCGUUAGACACAGGGUGCUGGCGAGCUCGGGGAAGCCAAGAAUGUCGAUGAUGUAUUUUGGGGCGCCACCCCUCAACGCAUGGAUCUCUCCGCCUCCACAGCUGGUCUUGCCACAAAAUCCAAGCCUCUACAAACCCUUCACUUGGAGUGAAUUCAAGAAAGCUGCGUAUUCUCUGCGAUUGAGAGAUACGCGUCUUGACCUCUUCAAGAUCCAUGCCACAGAAAAAAUCGCUUCUUGAUUUAAUUUACAAGAUUUAUAUUAAAUGUAAUUGGCCUUCCGUAUACAAAGGUUCCUUUCAUUAUUGUACUUGUUGGAGGGGAUAGAAAGCAUUAAGAGACAAAGAAAAGAUAAAAAAGAAGAAGAAGAAGAAGAAGCUUUUGCUGCUGUAAAUAGGUCCGACCGGGAGUUGAAGGAUUAUUCUAUAUAUCUGGAAAGGCAGA
This is a messenger RNA of Populus euphratica (Euphrates poplar), 1361 nucleotides long. Its product is annotated as gibberellin 2-beta-dioxygenase 2-like. The transcript is spliced from 3 exons. NCBI's taxonomy places the organism in Eukaryota, Viridiplantae, Streptophyta, Magnoliopsida, Malpighiales, Salicaceae. Bases 161 to 1159 code for a protein of 332 amino acids. The record is from RefSeq and is a predicted model, not a curated record.